This is a messenger RNA of Pocillopora meandrina, 2199 nucleotides long. NCBI's taxonomy places the organism in Eukaryota, Metazoa, Cnidaria, Anthozoa, Scleractinia, Pocilloporidae. The record is from the annotation of a GenBank genome assembly.
GUUUAUGGCCUUUAUUCUUCUUGUUUACAGGCAGCAUUCUGUGUCAUAUUCCUGAUAUUACUUGUUCAAGGAGAAAAUGAAAACGAAGUCAGUGAGACAGACAUGGAAUUGCAAGGUGCUUGAUAAUUAUUUCUCUCUCACACAAAUUCAAAUUGAGUUGAAAACGAACCUUUAUCACUGACUGUAUCUAUGUGUUCGUCUAUAAAUUCUUUUUAUUUUCCAGGCCAUAAUCUUAGAGAAAAGAGGAGCGUCGGGUGGUGGGGAAGGAGGAGCCGCCGUCAUUACCGCCCCUCUUACCGCCGCCGUUACCGUUAUGGUUACUGCGCACGCUAUUGGGGUAAGUAGCUUAUUCUGUUUUUAUUAAAAUAAAUCAGCUAAAAAAUUUCUUUUACAGUGAACGCGUUAUGCACUCUGAUGGUAAAUGGCGAUGUAACCUCGUGCCCAGAUCCUGCCGUUUAAGUAACCGAAAUGCCUUUUCAGACUUGGGGCAUAUUUUCGCCAAACCUAAGGAUCCUGUCACGAAAGAACAACGAACCGACGCCAUUUCUUCUAUUCCUUGCAAUGACUGUGACAACCAAUACAUUGGACAGACCAAACAUCAGUUUGGUACACGUUUAAAAGAGCACCAAAAAGCGGUUUUUCUUUACAAAAAGGAAAAUUCAGCUUUAUCGGAGCUACAUGCCUAACUAACCAUACAAUUGGGUGGGAUAAUUCUAAAAUUAUCACCAGUAAUCGGCGUUACCACUAGCGCCUUUGUUUGGAGGCUUGGCAUAUUAACUCCGCCCACGCUCCUUUAAAUCGUGACGAUGGCGGUUUGCUUCCUGACGCCUAUUUACACCUCGUCAGAAAAAAGGCCGCUAAUUAGUGAUCAUAUAAAAGGACCUCUUGUUGCAGCGUUUAGAUCACCCCUGAUGAAGGCACUAGACAGGAGUGUCGAAACGUUGGGUCUAUGAAUUGUAACUUCUUCGGUUACAUUCAUUAAAUCUGUAAACCAGAGUAGCAUCAAACUAUGUCUGCAACUAACUGUGUUUUUCUUAAACAGGAAAAAGGAAGUAUUACAUACUCAAAUCUGUACUGAAAGAAGUAGACUGCUUGAAUAAUACAAAUUGUCAAGAAAGUCAAGUCAAAAUCUUUGGUAAGUAUCACGUGAAGUUACUAACCCUGAUUAGAGCUAGACCAACAACAAAAUGCUGAAAAAGUAAGUAAUCCAUGCCAGAAACGGAGGGGAGACACUAUUUCCAGAGAAAUGCCUGAUAGAGAAAGCAUUUCUACCUAAACAAAUGACGCAAUUGCCAAGUAAGCCGAAGCAUAAUCAGAUCUUGAGUUUAGGUUGCUACUGAUUAAACCUUUCACUCCCAAGAUAUCAUUAUUUAUUCUCCUUAAUGUCUGCCAUGUCAUUCUCAUUAUGUUUGUUUAGAGAAUUUGGUAGUUGAUGAACUAAUCAUGCCCUCAUUGAUAUGUUUUUCUUUAUUCUCAUCACUUGUCUGCUGAAUAUUGUAUUAAUAUUAUAAGGAGAAAUUCAGUUUUGGUCACACUGGAUAGUAAGAAGUUGGGGGGGGGGGGAGAAGUUGAAGGAAUUUGUUUGUGUCACAAUAAAAUUUACCUGAUUUCCCCAUAAGGCUCUGUAGUAUUCUAAUGAUUGCCCCUUCAUUAGCCGUCAAUUUUCUAUAGUCCUUCCUUUAAAUUGUAAUGGAGACGACUGAUCCUUCUCUCAGUUCCCCCUAAAAACCAUACGAUCCCCCCCGGAAAACACAAACAGUCCUACAAGCGAUAAAUGAUGGUUUUUUUCCCCUAAUUUUUCGAUCCUAAACUAAACUGAUGCAUUUUCAUACCAAUCAUUCUGAUCUUUUUCGGAGGGAGUCCAUAGUUCUCUAGAUCGAAGUUGUUCUUAUCACCCUCUUUAUUGUAUAAGUAAAACGGUUAGUUAUUUGUUUAAAGCAAGGACGCGCUAUAAACAGAGUUGUACCAUUUAUCAUAUCACUAACAGGAGAGAUUUUCAAGCCACCCACUCCAGCCCCACCCAUGAGUCCUAUUCCGUCGCCUUCCUCCAGUCCGGUGAUGACCGUAUCGCCUUCAAGUUCACAAGUUGUAUCGUCGAUGCCGGCCGUAUCACUUUCAAGUUCACAAGUUGUAUCUUCGAUGCCGGCCGUAUCACCCACACCAUCCUCCAGCAGUGUAAUGGUUUCACAGACUGUUUAG